ACAAUAUAUUCAACUUUCGCUGAGUUCAUACAUAGUAGGUAACUAUUUACGAGUUUUAAUAAAAUAUAUUUAUUUGUUUUUUUAUAAAACAAAAUGUCAACAACGACAUCGUUGGACAUCGAUGAAAUGAGUGCUGAAGAGAAAAUCGAACAAAUAAAAAUUUUGCGAGAUUUAAUUCGCCAGAAAGAAAAGUCUGGAGAUGGAUGUACCUCAGAGUUUCAAAAGAACGGCAAAAAAAAGAAUCUUAUCAGUGCCACAGUAAUGUCAGCUGUAUUAGUUACUAGUUUCGUUUUAAUUCUGGCAAUGGCAUUAUAUUCAUUUCGAACUCUAUACCUUGCCAUACAAAAAAAAUUUCCUGCCCAACACACAGAGUUGUAAUAAUGAACACAAGACCAUUAAAAAUGUAUCAAUUUUAACUUCAACAUUUAUUUUAACAUAAUAUGUAGAACGUAGGUACCUAGUUUUAAAUUUUAUUAUUAUCAUAAGUCAAUACAGGUUAUCAAAAAAAAAAAAAAAAUUACAAUAAUUAAAAAAAAUAUCCAAUGCCAUUGUAUAAUUUAUCUUUGAGACUUUUAAGCUUUAAAUUAAAUUAAUACUUAUUUAUUUCCAGAUUUUAUUAAUUUUUUUAAUACUGUCAUAUUUUCUGAAACCACAGCUUGUCGAUAAGAAGU
Molecule: messenger RNA, 671 nt
Organism: Aphis gossypii (cotton aphid)
Lineage: Eukaryota; Metazoa; Arthropoda; Insecta; Hemiptera; Aphididae
Exons: 2
Coding region: 94-378 (94 amino acids)
Source: RefSeq, a predicted model, not a curated record